Messenger RNA from Mustela erminea (ermine), 660 nucleotides. RefSeq names its product keratin-associated protein 6-1. The coding region runs from base 1 to 390 and encodes 129 amino acids. The transcript is spliced from 2 exons. Gene Ontology annotation, biological process: keratinization. NCBI's taxonomy places the organism in Eukaryota, Metazoa, Chordata, Mammalia, Carnivora, Mustelidae. The record is from RefSeq and is a predicted model, not a curated record.
AUGGUGAAAUUCACCUGUGACCCCCACAGUUCUGCUUUUGUCGGGAUGAUGGUGUCAGAUGACACUUCUCCUCUCCUCCUCUACUCAAGGACAACCUCAACAACCAGCACCAUGUGUGGCAGCUACUACGGAGGCUGUGGCUACGGACGCUGUGGCUAUGGAGGCUGUGGCUACGGAGGCUGUGGCUACGGAGGCUGUGGCUAUGGAGGCUAUGGCUACGGAGGCCUGGGCUGUGGCUAUGGCUCCAGCUAUGGCUGUGGCUUCCGCAGACUGGGCUGUGGCUAUGGCUGUGGCUCUGGCUGUGGCUAUGGCUAUGGCUCCCGCUCCCUCUGUGGCUGUGGCUAUGGAUACGGCUCUGGCUAUGGCUCUGGCUUUGGCUGCUACUAUUGAGGUCGCCAUGGGAGACUCUCACCUUCCACACCUGGACAUGGGAUUCACCAGUUCUGAGCCCCACAGCUUCUGAACUUUGCUGAAGAGCUGCCUUCAGGAGCCCUUUGGGUCGAAUACAGCAAUCUUUUUCCUUCCUGUACUUACCUCAUGAGAAGUGGGAGCUUGUGAAACUCAUCCUGAGAACUGUAUGGUCUCUCACUGGAAUGUGCUGCCAUAGGUCCUCCCUUUUGAUGUUCAUGCAGGAACCAUUUCUCUAAUUUCCUAAUAAAC